AUGGCCGACUCUCCCAGGGAGGGAAAACCGGCCAGGUCUCUGGACUUCACCCGGCUGGUUGACAUGGCCUCUGAGUCCGUAGGAGGAGAGAUUUUAUUUGCAACGGAUGAUUUUUUUGCUCCUGCGGAAAACCUCAUAAAGACUAAAAGCCCAAGCUUCAGAGAAGACGAAUACACGGAGUUUGGGAAGUGGAUGGAUGGAUGGGAGACCAGAAGGAAAAGGAUUCCAGGUCACGACUGGUGCAUCAUCAAGCUGGGGAUACAAGGGAUUAUCCGGGGCUUCGAUGUGGACAUUUCCUACUUCAUGGGAGAUUACGCUCCUCGGAUAUCAAUCCAAGCAGCAAACUUGGAAGGAGAUAAAGCACCAGAAAUGCCACAGAGAGGAGUCAGGACAGGGGCCGCGGCCACCCCGGCGGAGUUUGAGGCUGUUGCUAAGCUGGGGUCCAACGACUGGAAUUACUUGGUUCCCAUGACAGAGCUUAAGCCAGGAAAGCCUGCUUCCAGCCACAAUUAUUUUCCUGUCGACUCCCAGCAGAGGUGGACUCACGUGAGACUCAACAUUUUCCCGGACGGUGGGAUUGCACGUCUUAGAGUGUAUGGUUGUGGACAGAAGGACUGGACCGCAACUGAUCCCAAGGAACCGUUUGACCUCGCAGCCAUCGCUCACGGGGGCGCCUGUGUAGGAUUCAGCAACGCACACUUUGGGCAUCCAAACAAUAUGAUAGGAGUCGGCAAGGCUAGGUCUAUGGCUGAUGGCUGGGAGACCGCAAGGAGGCCAGACAGGCCACCGGUGUUAGAGAAUGGCGAGAAUGGUAGUCUCCUUGUUCCGGGUUGCGAAUGGGCGGUCUUCCGGCUGGCACAUCCUGGAGUGAUCACUCAAAUUGAAAUCGAUACACGCAAAUUCAAAGGCAAUUCGCCCGACAGCUGUAAGCUGGACGGCUGCAUCCUGACGACUCAGGAGGAGGAAGACAUGAUCAAGCAGAAGUGGGAGCUUCCGGGCCAUAAGUGGAAACCGCUGCUUCCCGUCACGAAGCUGUCCGCCGGCAAAAGUCACUUGUUCGACAGCCUGACCCUGGAGCUCCAGGACGUCAUCACGCACGUGAGAUUCACCAUCACCCCGGACGGGGGCGUGAGCCGCCUGCGCCUCAACGGCUUCCCCAGCUCCCUCUGCCUCCUGCGCCCCCGGGAGAAGCCCUUGAUGAGGUUCUCCGUGAAGGCAGGCUUCCGGGCCAACCUGUGA
Messenger RNA from Puma concolor (puma), 1239 nucleotides. The record is from RefSeq and is a predicted model, not a curated record. Lineage: Eukaryota; Metazoa; Chordata; Mammalia; Carnivora; Felidae.